Molecule: messenger RNA, 1126 nt
Organism: Salvia hispanica
Lineage: Eukaryota; Viridiplantae; Streptophyta; Magnoliopsida; Lamiales; Lamiaceae
Product: reticulon-like protein B2
Biological process (GO): response to bacterium
Source: RefSeq, a predicted model, not a curated record
UUUCUCUCACAUUCAAGCGAAAAAGGUGGGAGCAUAGUGUGUCUAGCUAGUCAAGCAGUAAACUACUUUUCCAGCGGCGUGGAUUGAGAUCCAAGUUUGGAAUCAAUGGCCGAUGAACACGAGAAGCACGAAUCCGCUGCUGAAUCUCUGAUCGAUAAGAUCACUGACAAAUUCCACGGCAGCGGUUCGUCGUCAUCUGACUCCGAUAACGAUGGGGACCUCAAAUCAGCGGCAUCCGCCGUGAAGGCCAAGAUCUACCGUUUGUUCGGCCGCGAGAAGCCUGUGCACAAGGUUUUGGGCGGCGGAAAACCUGCUGACAUUUUCCUAUGGAGGGACAAGAAAGUCACUGGUGGUGUGAUAGGUCUUGCUACUGCAAUUUGGGUGCUUUUUGAGCUGCUUGAGUAUCACCUGCUCACUCUAGUUUGCCACAUCCUGAUUCUUGCAUUAGCAGUCACUUUCUUGUGGUCCAAUGCAUCCACCUUCAUCAACAAGUCCCCGCCAAAGAUCCCUGAAAUCGCUCUUCCUCAGGAUGUUGUCCUAGGCGUAGCAGGAGCCCUUAGGACAGAAAUCAACUCACUUUUUGCUUUGCUUCGUGUUGUAGCAUCUGGACGAGACUUGAAGAAAUUCCUUGCUGUGAUUGCUGGCCUUUGGAUUGUUUCAAUACUGGGAUCCUGCUUCAACUCCCUUACCCUGUUUUACAUAUGCUUUGUUUUGCUGCACACGGUUCCUGUUCUUUAUGAGAAGUACGAAGAUCAGGUUGAUGCUUUUGCCGAGAAAGCUGAGGCUGAGUUCAAAAAACAAUAUGCUGUGUUUGAUGCCAAGGUUUUGAGCAAAAUCCCGAAAAGUCUUAAAGAUAAGAAGCUUGCCUAGAAGACUCCUUCAUGUGAGGUGGUGCUACUCGGUCUUGAAAGGCCUCGUAUUUCCAUUUCCCUUGUUGUUGUGGCUAAGUUGUCCGAUGCCCCGAUGGAACGAACCCGUGUUUGGUCGUUUUUUUUUUCUCAUAUGGUUUCAUAGUUUAAAAUGCUUACUGAUAUUGAUUUAGGCGGUUUUGAGUUUGUCUUUGCAACAGUGUUUGGAAAUUAUAUUGCUUUUAUAAUUAUGGGUAGCCGAAUAUUAAUUGGCGUGA